ACACAUGAGUCAAAUCCUUAAGUGUAUGUGAACUGUCUGACAGAACUCUAUUACGCAUUCGGCUGUGUGUUCUUUUCAAGAGUGGUGUGGUUAGGUUCUUGUCUGAUUAGAACACUGGCCCCUUAGAAGUCAUGGAGUAUAUCAUCAAGCUCCGUUGGAGUCAGUGGAUCAGAUUCUUCUGUUAGGCUGAGGACUUCGGAUUUACAUUCAUGACUACAAACAGAAUGUAGCCUAGUGCCUUCAUAAUAAUCUGUGCAGGUAUUCAGAAUGAAUCUGGAAAAGCUCAGCAAACCAGAACUACUGACGCUAUUUAGUAUUCUUGAAGGAGAACUAGAAGCAAGAGAUCUUGUCAUAGAUGCCUUAAAGGCCCAGCACAGAAACACUUUCAUUGAAGAACGCUAUGGAAAGUACAACAUCAGUGACCCUUUAAUGGCUCUGCAGAGAGAUUUUGAGAUGCUGAAGGUGGGAAAUCAUGGCGAAAAGCAACCAGUUUGCUCCAAUCCUUUGUCUAUCCUAAAAGUAGUGAUGAAACAUUGCAAGAAUAUGCAGGAAAGAAUGCUCUCUCAACUAGCUGCUGCAGAAAGCAGGCACAGAAAGGUGAUACUGGAUCUUGAGGAAGAGAGGCAGCGGCAUGCCCAGGACACUGCUGAAGGAGAUGAUGUCACCUACAUGUUGGAGAAGGAGCGGGAGCGGCUGACUCAGCAGCUGGAAUUCGAAAGGACCCAAGUGAAAAAAUUUGAAAAAGAGCAGAAGAAGCUGUCGAGCCAGUUGGAGGAAGAGAGGGCACGCCACAAGCAGCUGUCCUCCAUGCUUGUGCUGGAGUGCAAGAAAGCCACAGCCAAGGUAGUGGAAGAGGGACAGAAGGCAGGGGAGCUGAGCUUGAAACUGGAGAAAGAGAGGAGCAAAGUGAGCAAGCUGGAGGAGGAGCUGGCCUCCAAGAAGAAGCGGGGUUUGCAGAUGGAGGCACAAGUGGAAAAGCAGCUCUCCGAGUUCGACAUUGAAAGAGAACAGCUGAGAGCCAAGCUGAACCGAGAAGAGAACCGGACAAAGGCACUCAAGGAAGAGAUGGAGAGCCUGAAAAAAGCCCUGAAAGAGCUGGAGGUUCCUUGCCAGGGCUCCAACCCUGCUGAGCACUCACAGCAAAACCCUUCAAUGAUGUCCAGAGGUGUAGAAACAGAGAGCCCACUGGUGAGGUCUGUAUCUUGCCAGACAGAAAGUUCCCAGGCAGACAGAACCAAUCUGGGCAAUGUGGGCAUACCUGCACACAUGGCCCUUCCCAGCCCUGCCACACCUACCCAUCCCUAUGCUAAAGCAAAUGGGCACUGUGACACAGACAUGCAAACAAGGGGUGAGCUAGUGCAGACAGACAUAGCAGAAAACCAGGCACUGCUGAGAGAGAAGCCUGUUGGUCCAGUCCCAGAAAGUGCAGUUGAGAAUGGAAGUUCCCCUGUAAGAACAGAAUCUCCUGUGUAUAUGAUCCCACAGCUUCCUUCUGGUGGGACGUCUCUCUCUCCCAGCAGCACAGCUGCCUCAUCUCUGACAUCUUCUCCAUGCUCGUCCCCAGUUCUGACUAAACGUUUGGUAGGAGCUUCAGGAAACAGCCCUGGUUACCAGUCGUCCUAUCAGGUGGGGAUCAACCAACGUUUCCAUGCUGCCAGACACAAAUUCCAGUCCCAAGCUGAUCAGGACCAUCAGUCGAGUGGCCUGCAGAGCCCACCAUCGAGGGAUUUGUCUCCUACCCUUGCAGACAACUCCGCUGCCAAACAGUUAGCCCGCAACACAGUCACUCAGGUUCUUUCCAGAUUCACCAGUCAGCAGGGACCUAUAAAGCCAGUCUCUCCGAAUAGCUCGCCCUUUGGCACAGACUAUCGGAAUCUGGCAAAUGCUGUGAGUCCAAAAAGCGAGUCCAGCCCAGGCAAAGUUUCUAGCCCGCUGAGCCCAUUGUCUCCUGGAAUUAAAUCCCCAACAAUCCCUAGAGCAGAAAGAGGGAAUCCUCCACCUAUUCCUCCAAAGAAACCUGGCCUGGCUCAGUCCCCGGCGACUCCUACCCCACUAACCAAAACCCCUUCCCAGGCAUCUUCUCUUGGUGCCACCAUGGACUUGGCAAGUAGCUGCUCUAACAAUGCUGUAGUAGCAAACGGUAAAGACAUUGACAUACUGUUGCCAACUAAUAGCUAGUCUUUAGGAAAUGUGAAUGUAGCAUUCCAUGGCUUAGCAUCCUAGAGCUAAGAGACACUGUUUUAUCCACUCCAUGUUAUUUAUUUGGGUAGUAGCAGAAUGUGUCUGUAUAAUACCUUUAGUGUACUUUCUUUUUAGAAAUAGGUAGGAAAUUUUUAUAUUGAUGUAUAGAGCUGUAAGGUAGUCCCUAAGGGUGUCUCAUGUCAGCAGUCAAAUGAAACAAGGAGGGAAGAAAAUGUGCUGGGAGCUGACUAGCAAACUAUAAUGGGGCUGAAGCAUUUUAAUUUAUGCAGAAAUCACUUGUGCAGAUUUUUAUUCCAGAUGAACACUGUAUAAAAAGUGCCUGAACUAAGCCUGUGAUUGAAUUUGUUUUUCUGUAGAAAACAAAGGGACCAUCUAACCGCAGAAAUAACAGCUCUUCUAUGAAUCAUGAAUGUUUAAAUCACUGGUUUUUAAUCCUUUCCAAUUGUUCUUAAAUCGAAUUUGUAAACAACGUGCUACAGAAUGGAAAUCUUUCAAAGGUGGCCCCAGUUUUGCCCUGUCAUGUUAGGAUAUAGCUCCUGUUGACAUCAGAGGAGAUGCACAUGAGUGUGGUAGGGCAGAUUUUGGUCCUACUGUUUAGCUCUGUGCAACCCAAUCCCUUCUCUUUUCCACUGGAGUUGUCCAAAACCAGUGACAGCAUUAAACAGUCAGGGUGGUAGUUUCCUGCAGUUCAUUAAUUUCUCAUAUUGGUGUCUCGCUGUAGGUUAAAUGACUAAGGAUUCAUUCCUGGUUCUUCACCUUUGAUUUUAAACUUCUUCAAGCAAUCUACUGUUGGGUGUGUAUGUGUGUGUAGAACUUGUGAGACAAGGAUCUUGCUAUUACUUGAAAAGAAAUCGCUAGUCAUUCUAUAUAGUAAGAUGGGAUCUUUACUAAUAAUCAAAAGCAAUAACUUAAGUUGCUCACUUUGUAACAAUACUGUAUGUCAGACUAAGAUUAUACUGAGCAGUUUCUAUAGAAUCCUGCUAGCCUCACUGGCUGCAGCUGUGGAACCAAAUUAUUAACUUUCAUAUAUAAAUAUGCAUAUAUGUAUAGAUAGAUGCACCGAUGUACAUGUUAUAUACACAAUGCAUAUUAGUCAUAGUCUGGUUAUGUUAUUGAAGUUCUCCAUAAUUCAUAAAGAAAAAGGUAGAAAUACUCUUUAAGAUUAUAAAACAAGAGUAGGUUGUUGUGGUUUGUUUGUUUUUUAAUUAGAAAAAAACAUCUGCCUGACUUUUGGACUUCAGUUUGCAACAGAUUCAAUAAUUUUUACCUGUGCUGUGAAUUAAAUGGUGAGUCUACAGACCUCACUGCAAACCUAUGCUACUCACAUUCAAAUAGGACAGCACUGUCUAGUGUGUGAAGACACUACAGUAAUGGACACUAAAUGUAACAAGAUAAAUAGAACAGAUCAGAGUUACAGCCUGGAAUCUAGCCUGAAUAAGUGUGUAUCCCAAAUGCCAAGUGGCACAGAUUACAAGACUCUGAUCCUAAACUUAGAAAUCAGUUUUGCUGCUUGAUGUUGGCCCAUUUUUAGCCUUUCUGCCUACAGCAACAUAGGGCCUGGAGAAGUGUUUCCCAAGUUGGGUGCUUGCUCCUCUCUUUUAAUUAUUCAGCACACAACUAAACAAAGCACUUGAUCCUUUAUUUUAGGAAAGAUUCCUGUAGUGGUUGGGAGGAUGCACUCCUAUACAGGAUAUAGUAAGACUCAGAGCUGGAAGAGACCUAAUUUAUAGGACAUCAGAAUUCUUGCACUGCAUUAGUAGAUGGUGUCCUAGCCAACCCUUUUCUAGCCCCCACACAUAAGAACAAUCAGACUUGGUCAGCCCAAAGGUCCAUCUAGCCCAGUAUCCUGUCUUCUAAAAGUGACCAAUGUCAGGUUUGCCCCAGAGGGAAUGAACAGAACAGGUAACCAAGUGAUUCAUCCCCUGCAAACAGAGGCUAGGGACACCAUCCCUGUCCAGCCUGGCUAUUAGCCAUCGAUGGACCUGUCCUUCAUGAAUUUACCUAGUUCUUUUUUGAACCCUCUUAUAGUUGUUGCCUUCACAACAUCCCCUGGCAAAGAGUUCCACAGACUGACUGUGCAUUGUGUGAAAAAAAAUAUUUCCUGUGUUUGUUUUAAACCUGCUGCCAAGUAAUUUCAUUUGGUGACCCUUAAUUCUUGUAUUACAAGGAGUCAACAACACUUGACUCCAUACCAGUCAUGAUUUUAUAGACCUCUAUCAUCUCUCCCUCCCACACACACACACACCUUAGUUGUCUCUUUUCCAAGCUGAAAAAUGACCCAUAUGAUAGUCUUUGGUAUGAUGCAAUGGAGAUGGUUAGAUUUGUUUUUAUGAACUUCUAAGUAGAUAUAAGCACCAUAGUUCCUAUUUAAUUGUCCAUACACCAAGAGUAAGAAAAACAGUAGCACCCUAUAGCUAAAUAGGUAGAGACUUUUGGGAAAGCACAUUUAAAGAGUGAUCUUAACAGCAAUUUUUUCUCCUGAUAAGAGUAACAGCUGAAAACUGAUGGGUGAAUGGAUUUUAGCUAGAGUAUCAUUCCAACAACUGCUCUAACCUGUUUUCUUGCUUUUACCCUAAUCUUAAGUGGUGCUAUACCAUUUCUUUAUGAUGACUCUAUAGAGAGAUAUAUACUAUAGUGAAAUUUAUUUCUUAGGAAAUGCACUGAAUACUGUAUUUCUUCUGUAAUGUAAUAUGGGGAGGGGGGAUGCAAGAGAAAAUGUGUAUUUUUGCUAGUAGCCUAUCUUCAACUAAGCACAACUAUUAAAAUGGAUUCAGCUAAUCCAAUAAGAAAUUUAGGGUUCGUAUCUAAAUUUUUGAUGUAGAUUCUGUGUGUGGAAGCAACUAAAACUUACUUCUAUGAUUCACGUCUGAGUUUAAGCAGACAUUGCUGCAGAGCUUUGUCACCGGCUGAUGAGGUUAUAAUGAAGUGCAAAAUGCAUAGUAUUCAUUAACAUUUGUAAAUUUGUAAAGCCAAAUGUACCAAGCGGAAGUCUUUAAUCAUUUUUAUAGCUGACAGCAUUAAACAUGUUAAACAUUCAUACUAUCAAUAAAGUAUUUUAUUUUUAAGAUCU
Molecule: messenger RNA, 5272 nt
Organism: Gopherus flavomarginatus (Mexican gopher tortoise)
Lineage: Eukaryota; Metazoa; Chordata; Testudines; Testudinidae
Gene: CTTNBP2NL
Product: CTTNBP2 N-terminal like
Exons: 5
Coding region: 268-2178 (636 amino acids)
Source: RefSeq, a predicted model, not a curated record